Messenger RNA from Vicugna pacos (alpaca), 4096 nucleotides. The record is from RefSeq and is a predicted model, not a curated record. Lineage: Eukaryota; Metazoa; Chordata; Mammalia; Artiodactyla; Camelidae.
GAGCUCUUUGAGCUGGGGGCACAGCCCUACCCCCACCACUCCGACCGGCAGGUGCUGGCCUACGCCGUCCGGGAGCAGCAGCUCAGGCUGCCCAAGCCCCAGCUGCAGCUGAGCCUCGCCGACCGCUGGUACGAGGUGAUGCAGUUCUGCUGGCUGCAGCCGGAACAGCGGCCCACAGCCGAGGAGGUGCACCUGCUGCUGUCCUACUUGUGCGCCAAGGGCGCCACGGAGGCAGAGGAGGAGUUCGAGCGGCGCUGGCGCUCACUACGGCCCGGUGGGGGCGGUGCGGGGCCCGGGGCGGCGGGCCUGACACUGGGGGGCGCCGGCGAGCUGGCCGCCACCUCAUCCUUCCCGCUGCUAGAGCAGUUUGCCGGCGACGGCUUCCACGGGGAUGGCGACGACGUGCUGACCGUGACAGAGACGAGCCGCGGCCUCAACUUUGAGUACAAGUGGGAGGCAGGCCGCGGCACCGAGGCCUUCCCGCCGCCCGGGGGCGCACUGAGUCCGGGCGGCGCUGCGCACUCGCAGGAGCUCUGCGCCCCCGACGGCGCACCCCCUGGCGUGGUGCCCGUGCUCAGCGCGCACAGCCCGUCGGUGGGCAGUGAGUACUUCAUCCGCCUGGAGGACCCGACGCCUGCCACGGACCAUGACCCUGACUGCGCCGGCUGUGCCCCCAGCACCCACGCUGCGGCCCUGCGUCCCGACGGCAGCGAUCACGAAGGUGACUCUGACGGCAGUGCCGCCGCCUCGCUGGCCAUGGAACCGCUGCUGGGCCAUGCGCCCCCUUUUGGCGGCCCUUGGGGCCACUGUGACUACUACCCGUGCAGGAGCCAUGCCCGUGACCUGCCCUGCGCCUCGCGCUCGCCCUCUCCGGGGACCUUGAUGCUGGCAGAGCCCCGAGUAGAGGAUACCGACUGGGGCGUGGGGGCCUUCUGCCCGCCCUUCUUUGAAGACCCCCUGGGCACAUCCCCCCUCGGGAGCUCCGGGGGCCGGCUGUCCCCAGGUGGGGAGCAACCGGGGGAGGCUGAGGCACCCAGGGCUGCCCAGCACAGACACUGGAGCUCCAACGUGUCGGCCAACAACAACAGCGGCUGCCGAGCACCGGAGCUCUGGGGCCUGGGCCGUUCAGGCAGCUACCUGGACUGCCGCUCCGGUGUGAGGCAGAUACUGCGGGCUGUCCCCGAGCUGGGCCGUCCCAUGGCCCCAGACGACCUCAGGGAGCCUCUCCUUGGGCCAAAGGGGGCCUCCUCUGCUCAGGAGCUGGGCCGCUGCCUUGGCCUGCCCCCUCUAUAUCCUGCUGAGGGCCUGGCACCUGCCCCCUGCCUCAUCACCUGCCCCUGGACAGAGGCAGCCGUAAGUAGGGGUGACAGCCCCCAGGCAGAGCCCAGGCUUGCAGAGGAGGCUGAGGGCUCUGCUGGACUCCAGCUGCCCCUUCCCUCCAUCCCGUCCCCAUCUCAAGAGGGAGCGCCACUUCCCGCCGAGGAGGCCAGUGCCCCGCCCACCCUGCCUGCCUCGCCCACCCCCAGCAGCAGCCAGGCACCUGCCACUGAGCCAGCCCGGACCCUAGACAGCGACAGCAGCUCCCCUGAGCUGGAAGCGCCAGGCAGUGAAGAGGAGGACACGGCUCAGGCCACUUCCGGUGUCUUCACCGACUUGUCCAGCGACGGCCCACAGGCUGGGAAGCCGGACGUGACACCAGCCUUCUGCUUUCUGCAGAAGCAGGUGGGGACCCCCGACUCCCUGGACUCCCCGGACAUCCCGUCCUCAGCCAGCGAUGGUGGCGGUGAGGUCUUCAGCCCAUCAGCUGUGGGCACCCCUGGAGGGCAGCCCCGAGCCCCAGACAGUGGCUACGACACGGAGAACUACGAGUCCCCGGAGUUUGUACUCAAGGAGGCGCAUGAGCCCUGUGAGCCAGAGGCCUUUGGGGAGCUGGCCUCAGAAGGCGAGAGCCCCGGGCCCGAGACUCAGCUCCCCGCAUCUUUGGGUGGCCUCAGCGAGAAGAGUCCCUACCGCGACUCUGCCUACUUCUCAGACUUGGACGCGGAGCCAGAGCCCCCCUUGGGCCCCGCGGAGAAGCGAGGGGGUGUCCCAGCCCCAGGGCCAGAGCCCAGCCUGGAGAGCCCGCAGGGCCCCAGGCCGCAGUCUGCACAGCCCUCCCCUGAGCCUGAGGUGUCCAGGGAGGCGCAGGGCGCGGGCCCCGAGGAGGUGCCGCCACUGCCAUUGCCCAAGGCCUCUUCUCUGGAGCCAAGCGCCUGCCCUGCAGGCCCCCGGCUAGAGCCUCCUUGGCCCCAAGACCCAGCCCAGGUGCUGCCUGUGUCCAGCCCUGGGCAGUCUAAGAUUUUCCUGCUGACCCCAGUCCCAGCAAACUCAGAAGGCCACUGCCCUGAGCUCCAGGAAGCCCCGGGACUGCUGUCCGGGUCGGGCCUGCAGGAAAGGACAGGGGGCCCAGGUGUCCCCCGAACCCCACUCUGCUUGGCCUUGCCGGGAUUCCCUGCAGCUCCGGGGGGCCGGCGGGAGGAGGAGGAGGAGGACAGCGAGGACAGCGACGAGUCGGACGAGGAGCUUCGCUGCUACAGCAUCCAGGAGCCAAGUGAGGACAGCGAGGAGGAGGCGCCGCCGGUCCCCGUGGUGGUGGCGGAGAGCCAGAGCGCUCGCAACCUGCGCAGCCUGCUCAAGAUGCCCAGCCUGCUGUCCGAGGCCUUCUGCGAGGACCUGGAGCGCAAGAAAAAAGCCGUGUCCUUUUUCGACGACGUCACGGUCUACCUCUUCGACCAGGAAAGUCCCACCCGGGAGCUCGGGGACCCCUUCCCCGGGGCCAAGGAGUCGCCCCCCGCGUUCCUGGCUGGCAGCCCGGGAUCCCCGAGCGCCCCCAGCCAACCGCGCCUGGAUGACCGCUCCCCAGACGGGUCCGUGGCGGAAGAGGGCAGAGGGUUCGAGUGGGACUCCAGCCUCCCGCCGUCGCCGGCCAUGGAGUCCGCCCCGCCUGCCGCGUCCCCCAAGCCGGCCACGCCGGGCCCUUUCUCCCGCUUCGCCGUCUCGCCCGCGCCCGCCUCUCGCUUCUCCAUCACGCACGUUUCCGACUCGGAUGCCGACUCCUUGGGAGGCCAUGCAGCAGGGGCUGGGGGCAGCUGUCAAGAGGCUUGAGGCCCAGGUGGCCCCCCCGUUGGAGCCCCUGCUGGUCCUUCUCCCGGCAGCAGCGAGGAUGGUGACCACGAGUGGUGGGACCUCGAUUCUGGCAGCAGUCAGCAGCAGCUUCCAGGGCUUCGCUGGUCCUCGCAGCCCCUGGAGGCGCAGCGCAGGAGAGGCCCCCCGCUCUGGCCCUGGAUGGUGGAGCAGCUGUGCCCGCCAGCCCCGCGCUUCUCUGCGGGCAGGAUCUGUUCUGGACACUCGGUUUGCUGCUAGUUCCUGGGAUGCUCUGCAGCCCCAGGCCGCUCCCCCUUGCCCCCCGCUGUCAGGGGACCUCGCACGCCCUGCCCACCGGGGUCCUGCAGUGCACUGCAGGCCACUGUGUCCUCACCCCAUCUGCCGGUUCAGGGUUCCUCAGUGCAAGAAAAGGACCCCGGGCUCUGGUGCCCCGGCUCCAAGCCUGCAGCUCUCUCCUUCACUGGAUCAGCUAGACCCGUAAGCUCCCUCCCCACCGGGUCCGGGGCCGCUCCUGCCUAGGCUCUGUGAGUGGGCCAAGCUGGGGGUCUUCCUGGCCCCAGUCCUGCCGCUGUGGCCCUGGUCUAUUGGUGCCCGAGGCUGGCUAGUGUGCGCAGCUCCCCUCUGCAGAGCUCUGCCCAGCCUCGCCCAGCUGCCAAAGGAAAGUGGGUGGUUCACCCCCUGGUCAGUGUCGGGGGUUCCUGUGGGAAGGGGUGCUGGGAGGGAGGGUGGGGCAGGGCAGCCCAGGGAGUAUUUUUGUAACCGCUGUGGAGCGAAUGGAAAUGAGAUGCUUUUAAGUUAUUGUUGCCAAAGAGACAAAGUUUAUUGUUGCUCGGGGGUGUGUGGGUGGGGACGUCCGGGGUCUGUGCUGUCUUACUAGUUUGAGGCUUAGGAUGCUGGUGUGAUUGUCUUGUUCCUUUUUUGUUUGUUUUUUAAGAGAAAUCAAAGCUAAGGG